Messenger RNA from Pyricularia pennisetigena, 1236 nucleotides. RefSeq lists its product as uncharacterized. NCBI's taxonomy places the organism in Eukaryota, Fungi, Ascomycota, Sordariomycetes, Magnaporthales, Pyriculariaceae. Gene Ontology annotation, cellular component: nucleolus. The transcript has a single exon. The record is from RefSeq and is a predicted model, not a curated record. Gene Ontology annotation, biological process: maturation of SSU-rRNA from tricistronic rRNA transcript (SSU-rRNA, 5.8S rRNA, LSU-rRNA). The coding region runs from base 1 to 1236 and encodes 411 amino acids.
AUGUCGACCAAAAGAAAAACGCCAGCUAAGCUGGCUCCGCCGGUCCUCAAACAAAGCGCCAAGCAAGCUUUCAAGACGAGGAUUGACGAGUCGCGGACGGCCGUUACGGCAGGAAAGGUCGCAGAAGCUCGGGGUAUACCGUCACAGGAGACGGUUGAAAUAUCAAGCGACUCUAGCGACGACGAGGAGGACGACAUGUCGACUGGUGAGGCGGAUCAGAACCAGAAGCACACCGAACAAGCAUCACAAAACCAAGAAACUCCCGCGAAACCCUCCUCUACAGACACAAAAACUGUGCGGCUACCAAACGGCAAGGCCGCCACUCCAGAAGAUGCCCCUGGUUCAGACUCGGAGCCUCAAUCCCCUACCUUUGGCGAGCUCGCGCGCAACAGGACAGUCGAUGUCCAGGAAGCACUUCAACAGCAACAGCAGGGCUCCUCAUUAGCGACUGCACCCCACCAGGCAGUCGCCCCGCCGUCGCUGGAGUCGCUCGGCACGGUUCUCACCCAAGCGCUUCGCUCCGACGACACGGAGCUGCUCGAGUCGUGUCUGCAAACUACUGAUUUGAAUGCCGUGCGCGCCACCAUCCAGCGUCUCGACUCUGGUCUUGCCGCAAGCCUGCUUACCCGCCUCGCAUCGAGGAUGCACCGGCGACCGGGACGCGCCUCCACUCUGAUCAGCUGGGUACAGUGGACGCUGAUCGCGCACGGUGGCGCCCUCGCCGCGCAGCCCGACCUGCAGCGCAAGCUGGCCGAGCUGAACCGCGUCCUCGAGGAGCGCUCAAGAGGUCUGAACAGCUUGCUGGUGCUCAAGGGGAAGCUGGACAUGUUGGAGGCGCAAAUGCAGUUGAGGAGGGGAGCAAGUCGGUCAGGCCGCAGCCGCAACGCCAUGGCCAGGGAGAGUUCCAACGAGGAGGACACCGAGGCAAGGAAUGUUGUCUACGUGGAGGGUGAGGAGGACCAGUCGAAGGAUGCGAGGGCCGAGGUUGACGACGACCAGUUUGACAUCUCGGCCGUCAACGGUGUCGAUUCGGACUCUGACGAAGGGGACGAGGACGAAGAUAUGGACGAUGCAAACGACUUGCGACGGGCGGCAGGUGCGGAGACCCUGGAUGAUGACGAGGUGGACUUUGACGAUGUAGAUGAUGAAUCAGGCGAGGACGAUAGCGACGUCGACGCCGCGGCACCGCCCGCCAAGGUGCAGAAGACCUCGUCUGCUUUUCCCAAGAGGAGAUAG